GGGGCUGUUCUAAGACACACUGGGUCCUGUACUUUCCUCGCACAGUUUGGGUUUUGCUCUUCGUCGUCACUCAUGCAUGAUCUAAUGGUCGGAUGUGGAGGUUCUGAAAGAACACCUCCAGCUUGUGCUCAGCAUGAACAUGAAUCUGCAGAUUUUUACGCAGAUCCUCGGGGUAUCAAGCAGCUCUGAGCUGAUGAGGCUUAGCAGCGCUGAACUUGGCCUCAGGGUGCCAAAGAAUUAGACAAAGUCGAGAUAAAGGGGCAGAUUUAGGAUUACUGUCUGCGUCCUAAUAAGCACCCGUGCGCGUCCCUAAUUCCCCUUGAUCUCUGUAAUCUCCGGAACAAUGUGACGAUUGUUAUUCAUGCGUUUGGAUGGUAAAUAUGAUCACCGAGCCACUAAUCCUGACUGCAGCGGGCAAUUUGCCCUGCGUUGGUUACGUCAGCGCGUCUGUGGUCUCUCGUCUGCUCGGUCUGGAGCUCGCAGCGCGCAUCACAGCCGUGCCAGAGCGGAGAGUUUCUCUGUCAACUCCGUGAAGUAUAAGCGAGAGUGGCACCACGCAAAUCCGCCUCCGGUCAACUCAGCUAAAGGUUACGACACAUCCAUGCACUUUGUACAAUCCGGGCAAGAGUGAAACCUCCUCUACCUGUUACUUUUCUUCUUUUUUCCCCCCUUCUUUCCCUGUCGCACUUUGUUUGCGCGGCUGCAGCGGUCCAUCAUUGCCCCCAAAAACCACGCCGGCGUUUUAACGCGAGCUUGUCGGGUGCUGCAGAGGAAGCGGCUGGUCGGCGCGGCGCUGGCUUUCGUCGUCAUGGUCGUGGUGCUGCUUGUCGCGAUUCCCUUGCUGGUCCAGAGCUCCACCAUCUCCGCGCACUACGAGAUGAUGGGCACCUGUCGCAUGAUCUGUGACCCGUACAGCCCGAAAGCGAGCGCCACGGCGCUGGAAGUCAUGCAGGACCUCGGCGCCAUCCCGCCGCCGCCUCCUCCGUCUUUCUCCCGUGGGAACAAAGGUGAACCGGGCCGCCCGGGGAAGCCUGGACCGAGAGGUCCUCCAGGUGAACCUGGUCCCCCCGGACCGAGGGGGCCGCCCGGGGAGCGGGGAGAUUCCGGGAAGAUCGGCUUCACCGGAGGUCCACAGGGAACAGCCCGGACUGAAACCGGAGAACUUGGCUCGGCGUUUGGGAGUGUCAAGAUCGCCUUCUACGUUGGUCUUAAAAACCCACACGAGGGUUACGAGGUGCUCCGUUUCGAUGAUGUGGUGACUAACCUGGGCAACCACUACGACCCUUCCACUGGCAAGUUCACAUGCCAGGUGUCUGGAAUUUACUUCUUCACUUACCAUGUACUGAUGCGCGGAGGAGACGGAACCAGCAUGUGGGCAGACCUCUGCAAAAACGGCCAGGUUCGAGCGAGCGCCAUCGCCCAGGAUGCAGACCAGAACUAUGACUACGCAAGCAACAGCGUAGUGCUGCAUCUGGACUCAGGGGACGAGAUAUAUGUGAAACUGGAUGGCGGGAAGGCACAUGGUGGAAACAACAACAAAUACAGCACUUUUUCUGGCUUCAUACUCUACCCGGACUGAGCUGGAGCACAAGAACAGACACUGAAGUGAAUGCUCAUUUAUCAAGUUGACAUUAACACAGGUUGAAGCCCCGUCCAAUUUAGUGCUUCAUUUCUGUGUAUCUGUGGAAAUAUGCUAUUUUAUUUACUGCCUGGACCAUAAUGUAUACAAAACCAGUGAGAAGUUAAUGUUUGAAGUUGAGCUCUUUUUUUUUUUUUUUUUUUUUUUACACACAGCAAAAUCCUCAAGUGUAGAAUUAACACCUGCAGUGUUUGGGUCUGUCUGAAGAUAGCAGGCUGGUGUGUGUGUCUUUGAGUGCACUGUAAUUAAUAUAUACAGUAUUCUUAUUGUAAUUCUUGUUUACAGUAAUGGCACAUUGUACUUUUUUUUUUAAUAGAAUGCAACGAUACGUAUUGGUAGCAGUAUACUACUAUAAAUACCACUGCUGAAAUGUUACAGUUAUACUAUUAUUUUACUUACUUUAUUGACAAAUAUGCAUCUUAAAUGAAUUUAAAAAGUCAAAAAAAAAAAUUCUAACAGAGCAAUAUGAUAAAAUGUGUUUAAUAAAGCAAUCGUUUCAGUUCAUUUCAUAUGAGAACAAACAUAAGAGAACAAAUGUGACACAAUUUAUGGGUCACUGGCCUGAACACCACAGGAAAAAAAAUCAGAAAAAGAACCAAGAAAGUAAACAACAAAAUAUCAUGCCAGCAUUAUGUGUCUAGCUAGGCUUAGAUUGCAUAGUGUUGCCAACAGUUUUACCUCCUUUUGGCCCUGCUUCCCUAAAAUAACUAAACCUUUAAACCUUAAAAUCACAAUUAAUGAUGACAAAAUAAUAGAAGAAGUGAAAAGCAACAACAAAUUGCCAGAUGAGGUUAUUUUACUGCUUCCAGUAAAUGCUAUUGAUGGCUAGUUUCACAGGAGAGUUAAUAAUACUGUAUGUUUUACAAUUUAUAGUCACAGCAGUGUUACUGUAGCUAUACAAUAAGGUUCUUUACAUUAUACAUUAUAACCCACCAGUACUGUAAAUAAUUUCUGGGCUGCAGUAUCAAAAUUUAAAACACACUUAACAUCUCAUACUGUUUUGAAUACUGUUUGAAAUUCUUUACAGUGUAGGGUUAAAUAAGCCUGUUAUUGAUCACAUACAUGAAUUCAAAGAUAUGUCUUACAAAUGUUUUCCUAGUAGGCACCCAACAGUCAAAGGCAGUUUUAUGAUUAUACUGAAAGAUAUACAAUCAGGUUAGUUUUAGUUUUAGCUGGAUAGCUAAUGUAGGUGCCACACUUCAGUAGAUUAAAACAUAUAUUUUUAUGUUAAUUAGUUAGACACUCCCUUAGUUGUAGUGAUGUCACCUAGCAACUACUAGUACAGAGCUGUGAGACCUGGGAGCAACACGGUUUUUUGACCGUAUGCCUGAAUGUUUUGUAAAAAGAAUUUACUCACUUCAGUAAAUGUUUAAAACAAACAAUCUUGGACUCAUGUGAUGCGCAUACAAUUACUCCAGCAGCUCUGUUGUGUCACAAAAUUAUGAAAAUUACUGACGGAGUACCACUAGUGUUAGCUGUGAAGAUUAUGAACCUAUCUUUAAGAUUCUCUCAGAAAUACUACCCUUACCAUCCUUCCACAUAUAUUCUCAAAUACAUGCCAAGCUUUUCACUGCAUGCCAUCAAGGCAUACCUACUCAGAGCUGGUGUGGACUCUAAAACCCAUUCUUAUUCCCAUAUAACAACUCAAAGACACACUUUCUGUGCCGUGGAAUUAGGAAGAUUUAAUUUAAAGAAGUAGGUUUUCAUUCAGCACUGGGCUUUUUGCUGUGUAGCCUGUUCGACUAUGUGUUGUGUGUAUCAAACAUGUAUCUAAACUAUAUGUCAAAUCAAGGUUAUGAGGACAAUGUCUAAAUUAUUAGUAUAAGUCUGUCUGGGAUGUUGAUGGAUUGCUAGUCCUGUAUGAUGUAUUUGUCCUGUAGCACAAUUUAUACACUGUACUAUUAAUAUUUAUUUAGGUAUUUCAAUAAAUAAUGUUUUGUAUAACUGGUUUCUUUGUAUGUAUUAAAUGUCUUCCGCAGAUACCUCUGAGUCAUGAAUCAUGGUGAGCACAUCAAGAUUUUAACCACAGCAUUUUUUAAAUGUAACGUAUGCUGUCUGUGUACGGUAUAAAAUUGAGAU
Pangasianodon hypophthalmus (striped catfish) is the source of this 3718-nucleotide messenger RNA. It is a transcript of the gene c1ql2, whose product is annotated as complement component 1, q subcomponent-like 2. The record is from RefSeq and is a predicted model, not a curated record. The coding region runs from base 809 to 1579 and encodes 256 amino acids. The transcript has 2 exons. Lineage: Eukaryota; Metazoa; Chordata; Actinopteri; Siluriformes; Pangasiidae. Gene Ontology annotation, molecular function: protein binding.